This is a messenger RNA of Ananas comosus (pineapple), 1691 nucleotides long. Its product is annotated as fe(2+) transport protein 1-like. The coding region runs from base 30 to 1139 and encodes 369 amino acids. Gene Ontology annotation, cellular component: plasma membrane. The record is from RefSeq and is a predicted model, not a curated record. Lineage: Eukaryota; Viridiplantae; Streptophyta; Magnoliopsida; Poales; Bromeliaceae. Gene Ontology annotation, biological process: zinc ion transmembrane transport. Gene Ontology annotation, molecular function: zinc ion transmembrane transporter activity. The transcript has 3 exons.
AUAGUAGCUAUAUAGCUUGAUCCUAAGCUAUGGCCUUCAACACUUUCUACGCCCAAGCUUUGUCACUUCUUUUUGCUCUCUUCUUUCUCUUCUCUUCCUUCGCGAUCGCACAAUCCGAUUCUACGCCCCCCUCGGAGUGCGAAGCCUCUGCCGCUCAUGGAGAGUGCCACAAUAAGCCCCAGGCGCUUCGCCUCAAGAUCAUCGCCAUCGUCACCAUCCUCACCGCCAGUAUGGUCGGCGUCUGCCUCCCCCUCUUCUCGCGGUCGGUCCCCGCACUCCGCCCCGACCGUAACCUCUUCGUCCUCGUCAAGGCCUUCGCUUCUGGCGUCAUCUUGGCCACCGGAUACAUGCACGUUCUCCCUGAUUCCUUCGACGACUUGGGUUCGCUGUGCCUGCCGGAGAACCCCUGGGGCAAGUUCCCAUUCACGGCAUUCGUGGCCAUGCUGUCGGCGGUUUUCACGUUGAUGGUGGACUCUUUGAUGCUGAGUUUCUAUAAUAGGAAGGGGAGGAGCGAGGGGGCGGUGGCGGUUGUGGACAAUGAGAGUCCGAUGCAUGAGGUGGCGAGUGCCGUGCAUGGCCACGGUCACGGUCAUAUGCACGGCCAUGGCGGGCUGCCACAGCUGGUCAAGGAUGAUGGUGAAGCGGAGAAGAUAACAUUGCGUCGAAACCGCGUCAUUGCGCAGGUUUUGGAGAUGGGAAUAGUGGUACACUCGGUGGUGAUAGGCUUGUCCAUGGGAGCUGCGCAGAACAUCUGCACCAUCAGGCCUCUUGUAGCUGCACUGUGUUUCCACCAACUAUUUGAGGGAAUGGGCCUUGGUGGCUGCAUCCUCCAGGCCGAAUACGGGAUGAAGAUGAAAUCCAUCCUCGUCUUCUUCUUCUCCACCACGACGCCGUUUGGGAUUGCGCUUGGAAUCGCGCUGUCGAACGUGUACAGCGACAACAGCCCCACCGCGCUCAUCGUGGUGGGGCUACUGAAUGCGUCGUCCGCGGGGCUUCUCAACUACACGGCGCUCGUGGAUCUCCUCGCCGCCGACUUCAUGGGGGCCAAGUUGCAGGGAAGCAUCAAGCUUCAGAUGCUCGCGUUCGCCGCCGUGCUUCUUGGCGCCGGGGGCAUGUCCGUCAUGGCAAAAUGGGCUUAAGAACAGUGCACGUAACCAUAUAGAUGGCCCUUCUACGUACUAUUCUGAUAUUGCGACUUGAUUCUUCACUUUCAUUGCUCGAACACCUCGGACCAUCAAAAGUUUUUACAUAUAUUUCUUUUGUGAAUACAUAUAAUAUAUAGCUUGUUUGUUUUACCUUACUAUCGAAUAUGAUCAAAUAAAAGAGUAUUUUCUAAUGAAAAUUAAGCUCAUUUAAUGAGUUAGAAGUUUAAUAAUUUAUGAAAAAUUUAAGAAGCCCAGUCGCAAUAUCCAAACAAUACAAGGCGCAUCCGUACAUUUUUUGUGCUUAAUGAUUGUGUCUGUAUGUGUAGUGAAACCACAUGCAAAUAGGAGUAGCAUUUAAAUGUGUGCAUUUUUUUACCAAUUGUUUUUGUUAAAAAAAAAAAAAAAAUGGUGCUUUGAGCCAUAAAGUGAAUAGGCGAGUACAAGAUUGUGCUAUUCGUGGAAAGUAAAAACAAAAGAUUGUGUUUUAUUGCAAUUGUAAGAUUUGAAUGAGAAGUGCAUGGCCUCUGAUCUUUAUCCAUUUCUUAA